UUUAGAGCCACUGUGAUCCAGGGCCCCUGGUUUGGGCGGCCCUGCUGAUUCAGGCGGAUAGAGAGCAGGAGGAGAAGGAGAAGGAGGAGGAGGAGGAGGAGUGUGUGUUUGUCAGCAGACACUGAAGAACCGGAGUCCCAGCGGCAGUUUAGGAGAGUCUGAGCGGGGAAAUCUGUGUCUAAUACAGGAGAACUCAGAAGGGGGAAUCCGCGAUGAGUUGGGGAACGGAACUCUGGGACCAGUUUGAAAAUCUGGACAAACACACUCAAUGGGGGAUCGACUUUCUUGAGCGCUACGCAAAGUUUGUCAAGGAGAGGCUGGACAUAGAGCAAAACUACGCCAAACAGCUACGGAACUUGGUGAAGAAAUACUGUCCAAAACGUGCUAAAGAUGAGGAGCCGAGGUUCACAUCGUGUCUGUCCUUCAACUCCGUACUGAAUGAGCUCAACGACUACGCCGGCCAGAGGGAGGUGGUGGCGGAGGAGAUGGCUCACAAGGUGUACGGAGAGCUGAUGAGGUACAGCCAGGACCUCAAAGCUGAGAGGAAGCAUCAUCUACAGGAGGGCAGGAAGGCCCAGCAGCAUUUGGACCAUUGCUGGAAACAGAUGGACAACAGCAAAAGGAAGUUUGAGAGAGAGUGUAGAGAAGCAGAGAAAUCCCAGAUUACCUACGACCGGUUAGACAAUGACAUCAACGCCACCAAAUCAGAGGUGGAGAAGGCCAAAGCCCAGUUCUACCUGCGCAAUCACAUGGCUGAUGAGAGUAAGAACGAGUACGCCGCUCAGCUGCAGAACUUCAACGCAGAGCAGUGGAAACAUUUCAACAACGCCAUACCACACAUCUUCAAGAAUCUGCAGGACAUGGACGAACGUCGGACGGUGAAGCUCGGAGAGACGUACCGGAGCUUUGCUGAGGCAGAGCGGAGAGUCAUUCCCAUCAUCUCCAAAUGCCUAGAAGGAAUGGUUUCUGCUGCCAAAGCUGUCGAUAUGCGAAAGGACUCAAUCAUUGUCGUGGAAUCGUUUAAGUCGGGCUUCGAACCUCCGGGCGACUUCCCCUUCGAGGACUUCAGUCAGAAUCUGAGCAGAGCGGGUUCAGACGGGACCAUCAGCAACACGCCCAAAGGAGACAGAGAAGGGGCCCCUGGGCCACGACCCGAUCCGAAACACCCUAUGAGCAGAACCAAGAACAAGCUGUGGCUGUUUGGGAAGAAACCAAAGUGGUCAGUCAAGAUGGCCCCAUCUCUGGAGGAUUUCAGCCACUUACCCCCCGAACAGAGGAGGAAAAGGCUGCAGCUGAGGAUCGACGAACUCAGCAAAGAGCUCCAGAAAGAGAUGGAUCAGAGAGAUGCCCUGAACAAGAUGAAGGAUGUGUAUGAGAAGAAUCCACAGAUGGGAGACCCCAGCAGCCUGCAGCCCAAAAUAUCAGAGACCAUAUGUAACAUGGAGAAGCUGCGCUCGGAAAUUCACAAAAACGAGACUUGGUUAUCUGAGGUGGAGGGAAAGCAAAGCUCCAGAGGAGACAGAAGACACAGCGCUGACAACCACCAUCACACUCCUCAAGGCAGAGAGAGUCCUGAGGGCAGUUAUACAGACGACACCAGUCAGGAGCAUCACACACCUCACAAGCGGCCCAGUCCUCCACAGCCCGGACAACCCAACCCCGACCCGCACGAGUUUGAUGACGAAUUUGACGACGACGACCCGCUGCCAGUCAUUGGACACUGCAAAGCGCUCUACUCCUUCGAUGGUCAGAACGAGGGGACACUAGUGAUGGCAGAAGACGAGGUGUUGUACAUCAUCGAGGAGGAUAAAGGCGACGGCUGGACGAGGGCGAGGAAGCAGAGCGGAGAGGAGGGCUACGUUCCCACCUCCUACGUAGAAAUCACCAUGGAGAAAAACUGCAAAGGUGCUGUCACCUACAUCUGAAGCUAACACUGUCUCUCUCAUCCUGUCUGUCGUCCUCUCCAUCCUCCCCGCUUUCUGUUCCUCAAAAUAACACUACAAAAAGAAAAAAAGACAGCAUCUCAACACCUGCAUGGACAUUCAUUUGUUUAUCUGAUUCCCAUCCCGUCUCUCUGUCCCUCCUGUUCAUCCCUCUAAUCCUGUAAUCAUUCGUCCUCCUCUCAUAUCUGUGGGACUGGUGGUUGAGAGGUGAGUGUCUGAGACAGAGACAAAUAGGAAAAACCUGAUGGUGUUUGAGUGAUUUGUAUAUUGUAUAUGAGGUGUGUGUGUGUGUGUGUGUGUGUGUGUGUGUGUGUGUGUGUGUGUGUGUGUGUGUGUGUGUGUGUGUGUGUGUGUGUGUGUGUGUGUGUGUGUGUGUGUGUGUGUGUGUGAUGUCUCCACUGCUAUUUUUGGGCCUCAUGUAAAGGCUACACCACUUCUUAUCGAUCAAAGUGUUUAAGUUCUAUGUAUAUAUUAGAAACAAUUUAUAUUUUAAUUAUGUUGAUGUUUCUGUUUUUUAAACUGGAGACGUUUAAACUGAUUUUAAGCUCUUUGGAUUCACGUGUCGACUUAAUUCGAAGAUGUUCUGAUUUCAUCUGUUUUUAUUUCUGAUUGGUGUGUGUGUGUGUCAGGAUGCACGUUUGUUUUUUCUGUGUUACCUGUGCCAUCACAUUAAAGAUGUAAGUGGAGUUAUUAUUAA
Sander lucioperca (pikeperch) is the source of this 2640-nucleotide messenger RNA. It is a transcript of the gene fnbp1l, whose product is annotated as formin binding protein 1-like. The record is from RefSeq and is a predicted model, not a curated record. The transcript has 16 exons. Lineage: Eukaryota; Metazoa; Chordata; Actinopteri; Perciformes; Percidae. Gene Ontology annotation, biological process: signal transduction. Bases 213 to 1925 code for a protein of 570 amino acids. Gene Ontology annotation, molecular function: protein binding.